GCACAUGAAGGUGAUUUUGUUAACAGAAAAUCCUUUCAUAGUAUCAAUGUUCAGGUAAGAGUGGGUUAUGAUUAGACCUACUAUCAACUACAUACAUUUAUUAUGUGCAUUAAAUGACCUCAACACUUAUUGCUUCAGAUGAUCUGUGAUGCUGACUGCAUCUUCAGCAAUAUCGAGGCAAAGUGGCCUGGCUCAGUCCAUGACUCCCGAGUCUUUCGGGCCUCUGCAAUUAACCAGCGACUAUCACAAGGUGAAUUCUCUGGUGUGCUGCUGGGAGACAAGGGUUAUGCCUGUCAGACAUUUUUACUUACACCCUUUGCAGACCCCCAGACAGCAGCACAACGCACAUAUAAUCUUGGCCAUGCAAGAACAAGGGCCCGAAUAGAAAUGGCAUUUGGCCUUCUUAAGUCCUGUUUCCAGUGCCUUCACCACCUGAGGGUCACCCCAGACAGGGCCUGUGAUAUCACUGUUGCAGGCGCUGUCCUUCACAACAUUGCCUGUCUCAGGAAGGAAAGGGCUCCUAGAGUGGCCUUGGAGAUGGACUGGGACAAUCCGGCAAUAUUUCCAGAUAAUGUCAAUGGCAGACUGAUCAGAGACCAAUACGUUGUUAACUAUUUCAGUUGA
Molecule: messenger RNA, 624 nt
Organism: Xyrauchen texanus (razorback sucker)
Lineage: Eukaryota; Metazoa; Chordata; Actinopteri; Cypriniformes; Catostomidae
Product: putative nuclease HARBI1
Exons: 2
Coding region: 139-624 (161 amino acids)
Source: RefSeq, a predicted model, not a curated record